Messenger RNA from Didymodactylos carnosus, 1058 nucleotides. Lineage: Eukaryota; Metazoa; Rotifera; Eurotatoria; Philodinida; Philodinidae. The record is from the annotation of a GenBank genome assembly.
UUAUGAAAACAUAGCUUAGAGUCCUGGAUAUCGAUUGUUGAAAACCGCACGUUAAUAUCUGGAGUUGUUCAUGACGUAUAAAUAAAUUUAACUCAAACAAAAAUCGGGAAUGAAUGGGUUAAUAUUCGAGGGAGGAGGACAGAUCAGACAUUCGGCGAUAUCAACAGGGGCUAGAAGCGAACAGGGGAAAGAAACUUUUCUGAGAAAAUGCAAGUUCUCGAUCCAUAAAAAGGUAUUUUCAGCCACCAAAACAGGCAGUUUUGGCAGUCCACUUCGCCGGUCCAACAGGUACUUUCUCGUAGGGAUUAUGAGAGCUUCCCGAAAGGGAGGAAGGCUUAGAGUCCUGGAUAUCGAUUGUUGAAAACCGCACGUUAAUAUCUGGAGUUGUUCAUGACGUAUAAAUAAAUUUAACUCAAACAAAAUUCGGGAAUGAACGGGUCAAGUUAGAUAAAAAAACCUUAUUCCAUGCAGUCUUUCAUUGUUUAGAGCCAAAUCAAGAUACUAAAGCUUUGACCAGUGAACUUGAAAUAGUUAAAAAACGUUUGGCUAAAUUAGAAAAAAUAUAUGGUGUUUUUAAAAAAAGUCAAAGUACAGUGUCGACUGCAUCUAGCUCAAACGUUGUUGCUGAUGAAAGUACAUUCGAAGAACUGUCGGAACAAGUCAAGGCUGCAUUUGAAGUUGAUCCAAAAACAAUUAAAGCUCCUCUACAUCGUCCAACAAUGAUCAUUCGAGAGUUGUACAAAAAAACUGGAAAAGAUUUAAAGCAAUGGGAACAACUUAUAAUGCCAAAUCAAGCUUUGUUGAAAAAAUAUAUUCAACAAAAAUGUUUAAUCGUCGACGAAGACAUUGGCAACAUAUGGGCUGCUGUUAUUAAAUCAAUGGAUCAGUUUCAAUACGAUGCAGUGAAAUAUUCGAGAUUAUCAAAAACUUCACCGAAAUCCUCAACAAUCAUACCAUCAGCAAAAACUACUGAUCCUGUCACACUUCCGACACCAGUAGCACUAUUAGUCACUCAAGAAACGUUAGCUGAAACACCUCGGGAAGCUCCACCCGAAUAA